AUGGUUUCCUGCCAGGUCUGUAACCUCAGGGAGCUGGUUGCCAUCGUGUGUGGGCUGUUGACCACCAUCAUUUUGGGACUGGGCAUCUGGAGGUGUGUCAUCAGGAUCCAGAGAGGAUCAUAUGCCCCUCCAUCGAGCACCCCAGUGGAGCUAUGCAGGAACGGUGGAACCUGGGAAAACGGCAGGUGUGUUUGUACAGAUGAAUGGAGAGGUCUGAGAUGUACAAUUGUCAAUUUCUGUGAAGAAGAUCAAGUGAACAACUUCACAUUUCAAAGAAUUCCAGUAGGGAGAUAUGGACCUUCCAAAGAAACAUGUGAAGAAAACACUGCAAAUGCGGGAACUCCAAAAGCAAGCUGUCUGUGCACCCUUAAUGAAAAUGAAGAGCCAGUAUUACAAAGUCUGCAAAAAGUAAACUGUAGUCAAGAUUGGAAAGCUUUGGAAGAACAGAUACAACGUUCCCCAGAGGAGUCACUGAACAUUUCUCGAGAUGCCCAGUUACUAACAACGAAUGCUAGUAUGUUAACUGUUGAAAACAUCACAUCUGCUACUACUGUGGUUGAAUACAUUUUCCGCACAAACACGAGUGAGGAGUCAGCUCAGGCAAAAAAAAAUGCUGUGACUACAGUGAGUCAGCUUCUAGAAGCCAGUGAAGAAGUUUUCCAGCAAGCCAAUGUGACUAAAUUUACUGAACUUAUUGAGCAAAUAGAAAAUUAUUCCUUGACGUUGGAAGACAGCAAGGUAGUGCAACCUAACAUAGCAGUACAAUCUGUGAAAGUAUCUGAAAACUCUCAAGACACACCCUCAAGUGUUCUCUUUUCAGUUUUAAAAGGAUCUGGCAAUUAUCUAACUAAUGACUCAACGACUGACAAGAACAUCCAGAUGCCAAACCCACAGGCUGAACUUCAAAUCUUGCUCAGUACAAGCGAAUCUAUUACAAAAUGUGGCUUUGUAGUAUAUCAAAACAACAAGUUUUUCCAAUCAAAAACUUUUAAAAGUAAUGUGGAUUUCAGUCAAAGAAUUAUCUCAAGCAAGCCUGACACUAAAAAUAAAGCUGAAAAUAAAAUUGAUAAUAUUUCUGUUGAAAUGGUCUUUAGCCCAAAGUACAACCAAAUGGACCUCCAACUCCAUUCCUAUGCCUGUGUCUUUUGGGAUCUUGAAAAGAGUGAUUGGGACACAGCUGGCUGUAAAAAAACCCCUAGUUCCCCUGACUUUCUGGGCUGUCACUGUAACCACACUACUAAUUUUGCUAUAUUAAUGAGUUUCAAAAAGAACUAUAUCUAUCCUCAACCACUAGAUGUAUUAUCCCAAGUUGGCUGUGCAUUGUCCAUCACUGGUCUGGUUCUCACGAUUAUAUUUCAGCUUGCUACCAGGAAAGUCAGAAAAACUUCAGUAACCUGGGUGCUGGUCAGUCUGUGCACAUCAAUGCUGAUUUUCAACCUCCUCUUUGUUUUCGGAAUUGAAAAUUCCAAUAAUACUUUGAGUGAUAAAACCACCACCAACACUGAUCCUAAUGACAAUGCAAUACCCACUCAAGGAAUCAUUAGCACCUCAAAUCCUACUUGCACUGCAGUUGCUGCUUUACUGCACUAUUUCCUGCUAGCAACAUUUACCUGGUCUGGACUCAGUUCUGCCCAACUCUACUUCCUUCUGAUUUGGACCAUGAAGCCUCUCCCUCGACAUUUCAUUUUAUUCAUCUCUUUAAUUGGAUGGGGAGUCCCAGCUAUGGUGGUUGGAAUGACAGUGGGAAUUGUUUAUUCUCAGAAUUCACAUUCAAAUUGGGAGCUUUCCUACCGGCAAGAAGAAAUCUGCUGGCUGGGGUUUCAAGAAGGCCCUAAUUUCAUUAAAAGUACAAUGUUGUGGUCAUUCUACAUUCCUGUUACCAUCAUUCUUAUAAGCAAUGUUGUUAUAUUUAUUGUCAUCACUGUGAAAGUGUUGUGGAAGAACAAUGAGAAUCUGACAAGCACGAAAAAGUUCUCAUCCAUAAAGAAGAUUCUUAGUACCUUAUCUAUUGCAGUAGUUUUUGGAAUUACCUGGAUUCUGGCAUACUUUAUGCUAGUUAAUAAGGAGGGCAUCAAUAUCGUCUUCAGCUACAUAUUCUGCCUUUUCAACACUACUCAGGGAUUGCAAAUUUUUAUCUUUUACACUGUUAGAACAAAAAUCUUCCAGAGUGAAGCUUCCAAAGUGUUGAAGUCACUGUCUACAUCUGUUGGGAGAAUGAAGCCAUCAAUGAGCCCACUGAGGCUACGUUUAAGGAUGUAUAAUCUGAUCAGGUCUCUUCCCACCCUAAAUGAACGCUUCCGGCUGCUGGAUCCGGCAAUGCCUUCUGAGGAGAUGUUCAUGGGAAGUGAGACAGGAAACACAAACAUGUAA
Messenger RNA from Elephantulus edwardii (Cape elephant shrew), 2370 nucleotides. RefSeq names its product G protein-coupled receptor 128 (gene ADGRG7). The record is from RefSeq and is a predicted model, not a curated record. Gene Ontology annotation, molecular function: G protein-coupled receptor activity. NCBI's taxonomy places the organism in Eukaryota, Metazoa, Chordata, Mammalia, Macroscelidea, Macroscelididae. The transcript has 16 exons. Gene Ontology annotation, cellular component: membrane. Gene Ontology annotation, biological process: G protein-coupled receptor signaling pathway; cell surface receptor signaling pathway. The coding region runs from base 1 to 2370 and encodes 789 amino acids.